GAUUCGCUGACAAACUGGUAAUCGAAGAUUAUCUCCGGACAUAUACCGGCUAUAAAUCACAGGAAAAAGGCGAGUAACGUCUAGAGUAUAAUUUGCCAAGCAAGUAGGAUAGAGAUAGAUGAUGGGCCGACUUUCUCUGUUAGUUUUGGUGUGCAUCACCUGGUUUGGCAGCUUAGUUGUAAAGCAAUCUUGGGCAACCCCUUUGGCCGUGGUAGCCCCUUUGACUGGCGUUGAACAAGAUACUCAUAUAGAUGAAGAAGACUUGGCAUUGGAGCGAGGUGAACGAGACGUUGGUUCGGGUUACGGAAAAGGCGAAAAGCCCAAGUCACUUAGGAAACCAGAGAUCGCUAAACUACAGAUAAGAGGUGCUGUUACUUCAAGAUUCGCUAGUACCACCGUAACCAGUAUACUGAGAAAUCGUGCCGAUGAAUCGGCGGAAGCUGUCUUUCUUAUUCGACUUCCAACAGAGGCGUUCAUUGCUAACUUCUCAAUGGAAAUUGAUGGCGUUGUGUAUCCUGCCGAGAUCAAGGAAAAGGAAAAAGCUCAGAAGAUCUACAAUGAAGCUAGGGACAGGGGUCAGAGUGCAGGACACGUUAAACAACAGUCGGAGAAGGUGAACAGUUUUUCGGUGUCGGUUAGCGUAGCCAAGAAAACAUUUGUUACUUUUGAACUGAUAUACCAAGAGAUGUUAACACGUAAAGACGGUUAUUUUGAGCAUCGAACCAGUAUUCGACCUGGUCAGAUUGUCAAGAGUAUGAAUGUAAAAGUGGCAAUUAUUGAAACUCAAGGUCUGAGCGAAGUGAACACAAGCUGGGUGAAGGAGCAAGCUAAUGGAAAGGAGGUCACAAAACACGGUGUUGGUGAGUUAAUACUCAAAGGAGGAGACACCAGAGCGUUUAUCGAAUAUGCGCCAACAGUUGAGGAACAGCGUCAGGAAUCGGAGGAUGGCAUUCAAGGAGAUUUCGUCAUUCGUUAUGACGUUAACCACCCAAAGAGCGGAGGUGAACUUCAAAUUGUGAAUGGAUACUUCGUGCAUUACUUCUCCCCAGAAGGCCUACCAGUAGUUCGGAAGAAUGUCGUUUUUGUCAUUGAUGUUAGUGGGUCAAUGUCAGGACGCAAAAUACAGCAAACCAAAGAUGCAAUGAACACUAUUCUGGAUGACUUGCGAGACAUAGAUUAUUUUAAUAUUGUCACAUUUACUGAUUACACACGGCAGUGGAAAAAUACACUUCAGCAAGCAACUCCUGAAAACAUCAGACGUGCUAAGAACUUUGUUUCAUCUCUAAGAGCCCUCGCCGGGACAAAUUUGCAUGAAGGUCUAAUAGAUGGUGUCAGGCUCUUAAAGAAACUUACGGAAAAUGCAAAUGACAGCAUACAUGGUGUUUCAAUGUUGAUAAUGCUGACUGAUGGACAACCGACAUCUGGAGUAACAGACCUGAAUGCAAUUGAAAGAGACGUAGAGCGAGAAAUAAACAAUAAAUAUUCGCUUUUCAACCUUGGCUUUGGUGAGAAUGUCGACUACAAAUUUCUUGAGAAGCUGGCUUUGAGAAAUCGUGGCCUGGCUCGGAAGAUUUACGACGAUUCAAAGGCAAGCUUGCAGUUAGAGGGAUUCUUUGAUGAAGUUGCAACCCCGCUUCUUUAUAAUGUUGUUUUCGAUUACCCUGAAAAAAUAGUAGAGACGAACAGCUUAACGCAGACUGUUUUCCCAAAUUAUUUCCAAGGUACUGAGCUUGUGGUAACCGGUAAACUAAAGGCGACUAACAUUACCAACGAAAUUCUUGAAAUGACAAUUGCUGCAAAUUCCGUCGAUGUUGCUAUAGAAUUUCCACUUACAGUCGAUACAGAGAAACCACCCGAAGCACUCCUUAAUAAACAUGCAAUUGAUGAUUUUGCUGAGCGUCUAUGGGCGUAUUUGUCGAUUAAAGACCUGUUACGGCGUCGCGGUAUCAGUAAUAGCGGCGCUGAAAAAGAAGAAUUGAAACAGCAGGCCCUUAAACUAUCUCUUGAGUAUCACUUCGUCACUCCACUGACGUCACUGAUUGUAGUUAAACCAGAAGAGGAUAAACCAGAAUACAUUGCAUCGAAUAAAGAGGAACAGAAAGAAGCGGACGACGUUCCGUCAGGAAUAUUGGGAGUAUCUAGAGUAUCUGGAGCAGCUAUUGGUCAGAGACAGGGAAGUUUCAUGAAUUCUAGAUUACCUCCACGACUACCAAGUGGGAAUAGGGGGAAAAUGUUUGCUUCUAAUUUGCAUAUAGGACCUAGUAGGUCUAUGGGAUCUGCUUCGUCCUAUGGUGGCCGUUUAAUGCAUACAUCACCUACAUUUGCCGACGGUGAUCCCCAUUUUAUGGUACAUGUACCUCAAUCUGAUAUGUACGUUUGCUUUAACAUCAUGGGACUCGCUGGCGAUAAUUACCGACUCAUCCAAGAUCCUGAACACGGUAUCACUGUUACCGGUAACAUUAUCGAGGAGCCAUUCAUCCGACCUGGCAAACUUCGAAAGCGUUCCUACUUUGGAGAUGUGACCUUUGUUAUUGGAAAUAAAACGAUAAUCGUUAGCCCAUUGCAGAUAACUUUCGAUGAGGUGCACACCUUUACAUGGGAUUAUAACUUAGCCGUUGGUUUUCAGGAUUUAUCGAUAAGCAUUGUGAACAAACGAUUUGUCCGUGUCAACAUCCAACCGAAUAUCACUUUAGUUGCAAUGCGACAUGCGGUGACCGGCAACAACAUCAUGAAGGUCGGGUACAUGGGAGUGUACAUUGAAAAUGGACAGGGAUUGUCAGAAAAUGUUCAUGGAUUAAUUGGACAAUUUCAAGACAGCAAUAUGUCGAUUGACAGCGAGAGCAUCCGGGUUAAUGACCAGUUCAACGUCAGUGCUACGCUAAAUAUAAAAUCUCGUGAAGUGCCCGUCACUAAGCGAUAUCACAUGGUACUCUCGAAGAAGCAGCCAUGUUGGUUCGCAGGCAACAACGGAGCUGGUUUAAUUGAUGGCAGCCAUGUUGACUACUUGGAGAAGACCAAUAUCGUAAACUCAUAAGAUAAAACACAUCGCUGAGGCGGUAGACAAUUUGUCAAGAAGUUACCAAUACCUAUUCAAAAUUAAGUUGUAGGGAUAAUGACAAUAGAUUUAAACUUUUCUAGAUAGCAACAAAAUAUGUUUUGGAACUUAUGAGCGAGAAAUUUUGCCCUCAGUAAAUUUUACUACACUGCAAUCCAUUAUGUUAUUUUUAGAUAAAUAACAUAACACUUUGAUAGAAAUUGGUUUAGCUUUCAGUGUACUGCACAUAUUGACACCAAACCAAAACAAUUAUAAACAAUUUUGUCCCAGUCAUAUACUCUAUUAUAAAAUAUAUAGCUCCAUAUUUGAACAUAAACUUGAUACCAAGAAAGAGCAUUAGACUUCGAAAUUACGUGUCAUCAAAAUAUAUUUCAUUCCUGGUUUUAGCAGACAGGCAUUAUAUAAUAUUCAGUAUAUGAUUAUACAUACAUACAUACAUAUAUAUACAUAUAUAUAUAUAUAGUUAUACGAGGAUUGAUUUUUUUUUGUGCGAAAUAAAAGUGAAAUGUAUUACAAUUCCCUGCAUUGUAACUCAACUUAUAUUAGCUGAACUAAAGUGUAACUAGCUCCUUCGGUUAUGUGAUAUGCUUUAAUGUUUUCUUCUUUUUUGACAAUUUUUCAUGUGUUAUAUAUUAAAGUAAUCUAAACAACAUUCAGAUUUAUGCAACUAAGUUUUUAUAUUGAAUAAAAUAAAAAUAUAUAAUACAA
This is a messenger RNA of Anneissia japonica, 3763 nucleotides long. RefSeq names its product inter-alpha-trypsin inhibitor heavy chain H3-like. Lineage: Eukaryota; Metazoa; Echinodermata; Crinoidea; Comatulida; Comatulidae. The transcript is spliced from 18 exons. Gene Ontology annotation, molecular function: serine-type endopeptidase inhibitor activity. Gene Ontology annotation, biological process: hyaluronan metabolic process. Bases 119 to 3034 code for a protein of 971 amino acids. The record is from RefSeq and is a predicted model, not a curated record.